UGCCAUUUUAAUUUGGAGUGAAGUCCUACCCCCCAACAAGACUGUGACUAGAAGGUGAUGGCCCAUUGCACUACAUCUGUUAUUUCCUAGGAAUGUUCUUCAGAAUGUUAUAACAACUGAACAGUUACACCCAUAUUAGCGAAUGUGCCAGAGCCCUUUCUGGAGCAGUGGAAACGGCAUCACAAAUAGGAGUAUCAGCAACAUCAGUUUGUGGGAUAACACUUUCAAGACCAGCAAAGGAACAAAACCGAGGGAGCUGAUAGAUGGGGGCCAGUGCUGAGCUGAACACCCAUGAUGACACUGCACCUUUUAAAAGUUGUACUAGUGAUUGCAUUUGAGCACACUUCCUCCAGCACCCUGGAGGUGUCCUGUUUCUCUCUGCCUUCUUCACGGUGCAGAACACCUCUGACCCUUACUGGCCAAGCACAUCCACUUCUUUGAAGGGCUGCUGCCAAUGAAGUAAGUAUCUGUUGCUUGGAUUGGUUUUUGUCUCUCCUCCAUGCUCUCUGCAUCGCUUUCCCACUACCUGUUGGCUACAGAGCAGCACCAUAAUGAUUCCAUUGCAUGACAGGCUUUUGGGGCCUUUGCAAGGAUACGCUUUGCCCCUAAAAGAACAUGGUCUAUAUACAUAUACAAACGGAGACAAUUGUACACAGAGAGAGACGAAGAAUCUUAGAAAAAUGAAGUCAAUCUUUUACCUGUGUUUUUUGAUUGCUGGGAUUCAUGGUGAUAGACCUUGCCAACAGAAUUCUAGCUACAACAACAGUCCUGAAAAUUACCACGUUGGAAACAGAAUCCAAGUAGGUCCAGCAAACGAAAAUAUGCUGGGUCAUAAAGUAGGGAGAAGCAUUUGUCAGUUUGCAUUUCAUUUUUAUAAGGAGGCUUCUUCUCAGAGAAACAACAAGAAUGUGAUCUUUUCUCCCAUAAGCAUAUCCACUGCCUUAGCAAUGCUGUCCCUGGGUGCUAAAUCAACGACACUGCAAGAGAUUUUUAGAGUGCUCCACUUUAAACCAAAUGAGAUCCAGCAAAGAGAGAUACAUGAAGGUUUCCGUCAGCUCAUGCAGUCACUAAAUCGCCAGAAUGCUAACUUCCAGCUGGAUAUGGGGAAUGUGCUGUUUGUGAAAGACCAGCUGAAACUGCAACAGCAAUUUUUAAAUGAUGUAAAACACUUUUACAGUGGAGAAGCUUUCCCAGAAAACUUCAAGAAUGUCAGACCAGCUCAGCAGAAGAUCAAUAAUUACAUAGAGAAAAAAACACAUGGGAAAAUUAAUAACCUACUCAAUAAUCUGGAUCCAGCUACUGAAAUUCUUCUUCUUAGUUAUAUUUACCUUAAGGCCACGUGGAAUAAAACUUUCAAUCCAAAGUACACUAAAGAGGAUGACUUCUUUGUGGAUGAAAACACAGUUGUUAAAGUCCCUAUGAUGUUCCGGAUGGGCAUGUGCAAACACGCCUAUGAUGCCCAGCUGUCUAGCACCGUGGUGCAAAUGGAUUAUAAGGAAGAAAGCAUUAAAGCAUAUUUUAUUCUGCCUGAUGAAGGACAAAUGAGGAAGUUGGAGAAUGGCUUGUCAUGUGAAAGUCUGACUAAAUGGAGAAAAUUACUUUCAGAAAGUUCAAUCAAUUUAUAUCUGCCAAGAUUCUCUGUUCAUGGAAGAUUUGACUUAAAACAAAUUCUUUAUAGACUGGGCAUCAGAAAUGUAUUCACUAAUGAAGCUGACCUGUCUGGAAUUACUGGGCAGCCUAGGCACAAGAUUUCAGAGGCUAUCCAUCAGGCCAUUGUGAAUGUGGAUGAGAAUGGCACUGAAGCUUCAGCAGUCUCUACUAUGGAAAUAGUGCCAAUGUCUACACCUACUAUCCUUAGAUUAAAUAGACCCUUCAUGUUGGUAAUACUUGAAGGUAAUAAUAACAUACUCUUUGCUGGCAAAAUCUCGAACCCUGCGGAACAAUAG
Messenger RNA from Mauremys mutica (yellowpond turtle), 1946 nucleotides. Its product is annotated as alpha-1-antitrypsin-like. Gene Ontology annotation, biological process: negative regulation of endopeptidase activity. The transcript is spliced from 8 exons. Gene Ontology annotation, molecular function: serine-type endopeptidase inhibitor activity. The record is from RefSeq and is a predicted model, not a curated record. Lineage: Eukaryota; Metazoa; Chordata; Testudines; Geoemydidae. The coding region runs from base 552 to 1946 and encodes 464 amino acids.